AUGGGUUGUUCAUUGAAUGAGCUCCCGAGUGAUACACUGCUUCAAAUCCUUUACAAACUUCCGCAAAAUCUGAUCCAUAGAUGCAAAUGUGUUUGCAAGCUUUGGUCAUCUCUCAUCUCUCAACCUUGUUUUGCUGCUCAAUAUCUGCUUCGAACCAAACUCAUCACGCCUCCACCAAACCCUACCUUAUACGUUUGUCUGUAUAGCCCAAAAAAACUCACACCUUUUCCUCUCAAACACUCUACCUAUGGCUAUGGCUAUGAUGAUCACCACAAAUCAUGGUCCCAAGACUCUCGCACCCUUUCCUUCGGCUUCCUUCCGCAAUCCGAGCCAGCCAUUCGGCUUCUAUGCACCAGCAACGGGUUAGCAUUGUGCUCGACGAGUUACGACUGCAAAUGUAUUUACUAUGUUUGCAACCCCGUUACGAAACAUUGGCUCACUCUUCCUCCGCCGCCCAUAUGCACUAGUCUUGCAUUAGUAGGACUAGUUUCUUAUGAUCGUCACUUUAAGGUGGUGAGGCUGGUCACUUCUUGUACCUAUACUAAUGCAGCUACCUGCAUAUGUACAAGCUCGUUCUAUGCUGAGACAUUCGAUUCUCGAACUAAUCUCUGGAAGGUUUCACCUUUAAUAACCAUCCCGCAGACUAUUUUGUUCUGGAAACCCACUAAGGCCGUUGAAUACAAAGGGAUCUUGCACUGGGUUAGCAGUCAACAAGGUUCGACCGCCUCUCAAAUCAUGGCAUUUGAUCCAAAUCUGGAGAAAUGUCGUCUGAUACAAGCGCUGGGAAACACAAAUAGUCGUCCGGGUUGGUAUGCCACUGGAGUAAGCCAUUCGGGUGAACAUCUAUAUCAUGUGCAAGUGCACAUAGAGAACCGGUCAAAUAGUUGGAGAAUUUGGAGACUAAUUGAAGCUGAAGCUGGAGAAGAUGAAUGGUGCUUGGAACAUACCUUUCGACUCGAAGACCUGGAACUGAUCGUCGAUGAAAAUUGCAUUCUUCCAUCAAAUAUGAACAGUUACUUGCUGGCUGUAGACCCCAUUGACCCAAAUGUAUUGUAUUUCCAUACCGAGGAUUAUAAUGAACCUCGUCGCGAUCCUGGCAUUAUCUCGGUCAACAUAAAGACCGGAAGAGUGGAAACGGUAUAUUUUCCUUAUCAUUGGAAAGAUACGCAAGAAUCUUUAUAUGCAUAUGAGGAGAUGAUGGUGUUUGCAUUUGUGCCACCGAGCUGGCCAACAUCCCUUCCAAAGAUUCAUCACCUAGAUAUGAUCAAGGAAUAG
This is a messenger RNA of Mercurialis annua (annual mercury), 1275 nucleotides long. Its product is annotated as putative F-box/kelch-repeat protein At1g15680. The record is from RefSeq and is a predicted model, not a curated record. Bases 1 to 1275 code for a protein of 424 amino acids. Gene Ontology annotation, molecular function: protein binding. The transcript has a single exon. NCBI's taxonomy places the organism in Eukaryota, Viridiplantae, Streptophyta, Magnoliopsida, Malpighiales, Euphorbiaceae.